AUGAUUGUGACGGCCCAGCAUCCGUCGGGACACUCCGGCACAUCGUUGUCUGCAAUGCGACACCAUACGCACUUGCGGGAAAAGGUGAUAUCUCUCCUGGGCCGCCUGCAGAGGAGUACGACUGCCGACAGCGAAAUAAAGUAUUCGGAAGAGAGACAUCAGACGUCGAAGCAGCUGCAGACGUCGGAGCAGCAGCAGCUGCUGCUGCUGCUGCUGCUGCUGCUGCUGAAAGGGACGCGAAACGCGUUGCAGGCCAAUCUUCAACGGCAUCAAUACUACAACACGGAGUGGUCGUAG
Messenger RNA from Rangifer tarandus platyrhynchus (Svalbard reindeer), 297 nucleotides. The record is from the annotation of a GenBank genome assembly. Lineage: Eukaryota; Metazoa; Chordata; Mammalia; Artiodactyla; Cervidae.